ACACUGUUUCCUUCUCCUUGUAGGUGAAGGAAUGGAAAAUAUACUAAAUAAUAAAACCCUAUUGAUAUGAUGAAUUCAUAACCGUCCGAUCAAAACCCAAAAAGAUCUAACUAUAAAAAGGAAAUCGAGAUUCGGUGAGCCAUUCAUUGUUUUUGAUUCACACGAAGAGAAGAGAAGAAGAAGAAGAAGAAGCAGAAGAAGAGAAGAAGAGAAGAAGAAUCCAAUCAUGGCGGCUGCUGUAUCAUCUGUUUGGGCAAAGCCUGGUGCUUGGGCUCUUGAAGCCGAGGAACAUGAAGCUGAGCUCAAACAACAACCCUCUCCCACCAACCAGAAAUCCUCUGCCGAAGAUUCCUCCGAUUUCCCUUCCUUAGCCGCUGCAGCGACCACCAAAACGAAGAAGAAGAAGGGCCAAACCAUCUCUCUUGCUGAAUUCGCUACCUACGGUACUGCUAAGGCAAAGCCGGCUCCACAGACGGAGCGUCUCACUCAGGCUGAGCUGGUCGCUCUUCCGACCGGUCCACGUGAACGCUCUGCUGAGGAGCUUGAUAGAUCUAAGCUUGGAGGUGGUUUCCGGAGCUAUGGUGGUGGUCGUUAUGGAGAUGAGUCGUCCAGCUCGAGGUGGGGUUCGUCUAGGGUUUCGGAGGAUGGGGAAAGGAGAGGCGGUGGAUUCAACCGGGAUAGGGAACCUAGCAGGGAUUCGGGUCCGUCGCGUGCGGAUGAGGAUGAUAACUGGGCCGCCGCCAAGAAACCAAUUAGCGGAAACGGAUUCGAGAGAAGAGAGAGAGGCAGCGGCGGAGGAUUCUUCGAAUCUCAGUCUCAGUCCAAGGCUGAUGAAGUCGAUAGCUGGGUCUCCACUAAGCCAUCGGAGCCCCGGAGAUUCGUUUCUAGCAACGGCGGCGGCGGUGACAGAUUUGAGAAAAGGGGAAGUUUUGAAUCCUUGUCUAGAAACCGGGAUUCUCAAUACGGUGGUGGUGGUGGUUCUGAAUCGGAUACCUGGGGAAGAAGAAGAGAAGAAAGCGGUGCUGCUAAUGGCUCGCCACCACCGAGCGGUGGUUCACGCCCAAGAUUGGUGUUACAGCCACGUACACUUCCCGUGGCCGUUGUGGAGGUCGUGAAGCCGGAGAGUCCGGUCUUGGUCAUUGUGGAGAAACCUAAAGGUGCUAAUCCUUUUGGGAACGCAAGACCUAGAGAGGAAGUUCUGGCUGAGAAAGGCCAGGAUUGGAAAGAGAUUGACGAGAAGCUCGAGGCUGAAAAGCUUAAGGACAUUGCUGCAGCCAUGGAGAAGCCUAAUGAGAAAUCUACAGGGAAGAUGGGCUUUGGUCUUGGCAAUGGCCGUAAAGACGAGGAACGUAUUGAAAGAAGUUGGAGGAAAAGCACGGAGCAUUCUGAGGAGGAUGCUCAAGAGGAGGAACCAGCUGUAGAAGGGGCAAAGAAGGAAGAGACUGAGGACAAACCGGCUGUAGAAGAGGCUAAGAAGGAAGAAACUGAGGGUGAACAGGCUGUAGAAGAGGCUAAGAAGGAAGAGACUGGUGGCGAACCGGCUGUAGAAGAGGCAAAGAAGGAAGAGACGGAGGACAAAAUCUAAAGAGUCAAAAGGCAUUUUUGUGGAUUGUGAUAGUUUGGGUUCUUGAAGUUUAGCUUCUGAGAAUUUGUGUUGUUUAAUUUGGAUAAGUUAAGUUGUGUGGGGGAACUCUAGAGAAAAUUUUGGUAGGGUCUUUUUUUUUAUAAUAUCUCUCUGUCUCUUUUUUUUACCACAUACUCUGUUGCAAUUUUUAGGGUUUUGGGGUGUCUUUUAUUUUUUACGAGUUGUACAAUUUCAUUAUUGGUUUAAAUCUGUCUUUGAAUUUGGGAGCGUUUAGUUGAUCAGUGAUCAAUGGUGCGUAGAGAGAGUGAUGUUUGUUAUUAAGAGCCCAAUUGGCCCAACUUAACCCGACCC
Molecule: messenger RNA, 1936 nt
Organism: Arabidopsis thaliana (thale cress)
Lineage: Eukaryota; Viridiplantae; Streptophyta; Magnoliopsida; Brassicales; Brassicaceae
Product: glycine-rich protein
Exons: 2
Coding region: 227-1585 (452 amino acids)
Biological process (GO): translational initiation
Cellular component (GO): nucleus
Molecular function (GO): translation initiation factor activity
Source: RefSeq, marked reviewed